Salvia hispanica is the source of this 2078-nucleotide messenger RNA. It is a transcript of the gene NOA1, whose product is annotated as P-loop containing nucleoside triphosphate hydrolases superfamily protein. The record is from RefSeq and is a predicted model, not a curated record. Lineage: Eukaryota; Viridiplantae; Streptophyta; Magnoliopsida; Lamiales; Lamiaceae. Gene Ontology annotation, molecular function: GTPase activity; GTP binding.
UUCGCUACUCUUAUCACAGUAUACAUCAAUGGCGUUGGCCACAAAACCCCUCUCCUCCCUCUCCUCAUUCUCUACUCCCAGCCCCAUUCCAAACCGUAACUCAUUCCUCCUCCAUCCCAAAUUUCACUCUCGCGCACUACUCCCUUUAAUCAUUUGCAAAUCAACCCAAACCGACGCCGUCGAUUACCCUCUGUCAGUGCCCGAACUCGACGGCUCCGGAGCCGCCGCCCCAACCAGAGGCGACCUCUUCCUCCAAACACACCAUUCCUCAACCGCUUCGUCCGCUGUUCUCGCUGAAAUUAAGAAGAAUAAGAAGAAGGAGAAGAAGAAUUUAGAUAAGGCAGCGAAAUUACCUUCCUCCAUUGGCCCUAGCUGUUAUGGCUGCGGCGCACCUUUGCAGAAAUCCGAACCUGAUGCUCCGGGUUACAUCGAGCCGGAGACGUAUAAUUUGAAAAAGAAACAUAGGCAGCUUCGAACAGUGAUAUGCGGGAGGUGCCGGCUUUUGUCGCACGGGCAUAUGAUCACCGCAGUUGGUGGCAAUGGAGGUUAUCCCGGUGGGAAACAGUUUGUCACUGCGGAGGAGCUUCGGGAGAAGCUUUCGCAUUUGCGACACGAGAAAACGCUCAUUGUGAAAUUGGUUGAUAUAGUGGACUUCAACGGCAGCUUCUUGGCUCGUGUGCGUGAUCAUGUUGGUGCUAAUCCUAUAAUACUUGUCGUGACAAAGGUCGAUCUUCUUCCAAAGGGAACUGAUUUGAAUUGUGUUGGUGAUUGGGUUGUGGAGGCAACAAUGAAGAAGAAAUUGAACGUACUGAGUGUACACUUGACAAGUUCAAAGUCAUUGGUGGGCGUUGCUGGAGUGAUCUCAGAAAUUCAGAAAGAGAAGAAGGGAAGGGAUGUCUACAUAUUGGGUUCAGCUAAUGUUGGAAAGUCGGCUUUCAUUAAUGCAUUAUUAAAACUGUUAUCGUAUAAUGAUCCAGUAGCUGCUUCUGCAAGAAGAUAUAAACCCAUUCAAUCUGCUGUUCCUGGAACUACUUUGGGUCCAAUCCGAAUUGAAGCCUUCCUAAAUGGAGGGAACUUAUAUGAUACACCUGGAGUUCAUCUUCACCAUAGGCUAGCUGCUGUGAUUCAUUCAGAGGAUCUUCCUGUUCUUGCACCCCAAAGUCGACUCCUGGGUCAAACGUUUCCUAACAAUUCUCUGAUGUUAGAUGGCCCGUUAAUGGAGCAAAUCAGAUCAAGUGGAUUGGUUGGCUUCUCAAUCUUUUGGGGAGGUCUUGUCCGAAUUGACAUCAUUAAGGCUCUCCCAGAAACCCUUUUGACGUUUUAUGGACCUAAGGCGCUUCAACUUCAUGUUGUACCUACUGAAAAAGCUGAUGAAUUUUACCAGAAAGAAGUUGGGGUCCUCUUGACUCCUCCAACUGAAAAACAGAAGGCAGACAGCUGGAUGGGCCUUGAAGUGAAACGUGAGUUACAGUUAAAAUACCAUGAUGUCGAGAGGCCUGCCUGUGAUGUAGCUAUAUCCGGGCUCGGGUGGAUAACUGUUGAACCAUUUGGCCCAUCACCCGUGUCAGAUGGAGGUGAAAGUGGUGGUGAGAUAGUGUUAGCAGCCCAUGUUCCAAAGCCCGUGGAAGUUUUUGUGCGGCCUCCUUUACCAGUUGGUGCCGCUGGAGGGAAAUGGUACGAGUAUAGGGAAUUGACGGAAUUGGAACAGGAAGUAAGACCAAAAUGGUACUUUUGAAUCGCUGUAAAUUGCAUAUAAGGUGUCAACUCUACGUAUCAAGGCCGCACUUGAUUGACAAGCUUGGAAGAGGCUUUGGAAACGAUACAUUUUAUGUGCUCGAUGAGUGCAGAAGAAGGAAGAAAGUGCAUAUCUGCAGAUUUCUGGCAAAGCUCUGCCUUACGUUUGGUGGUCGGUCGAAUGGUUAAUUCACCUGUAGGCCUGUGAAUUCGUUUGUUUUGUCAAUCUAAGGCUGGGUGUAAAAUUUGUCACAUCUAAGGAUAUUUUUGUCCCUUUACUUAAUCACAUGUAUUUCCUAAAUGUUUUUAUACAAGUGAAUAUAUUUAUAAUAUUUUUUUGAUAA